Messenger RNA from Bombus huntii, 1532 nucleotides. It is a transcript of the gene Yip1d1, whose product is annotated as protein YIPF7. NCBI's taxonomy places the organism in Eukaryota, Metazoa, Arthropoda, Insecta, Hymenoptera, Apidae. The record is from RefSeq and is a predicted model, not a curated record. The transcript is spliced from 2 exons. Bases 480 to 1235 code for a protein of 251 amino acids. Gene Ontology annotation, cellular component: trans-Golgi network. Gene Ontology annotation, biological process: endoplasmic reticulum to Golgi vesicle-mediated transport; vesicle fusion with Golgi apparatus.
UACUUCUAGAUUCUAGACGCUACAUAUAAUUGAAGAGAAUACCGAAUUAGUAAUUUGGUAAAAUAAAAGUAUAUUUCAAACUUAUGUAGGAAAUGCAGUUACCUUUAAGAAAUUUCUAAAAAGCUUUCGAAAUUUUUGUACGUUUUUUCUAACUCGAAUAAGUAACAAGUGACAAAAAUUGUCAAGUCGGUAAUUUUGAUUUUCAAAUAGCUUUCAAAUAGCUUAAUAUCGAUUGAUGAAUCGAUAUACGUUAUAGAUAUAGAUGAUUUUUUAAUUUUUAUCGUCUGUGUUUUUAUCCGCUUAUCGACUGUGAUAUGUAUUAUUUCAAACUGCGCCAUCAUGCAGCACACGCAAGAACUAGUAGACUGCUACUUCUUAACCUAUUAACUUAUGUAAAUGAUCAAUUGCAGUUACAAAUUUAGUGCAAGUUCGAAUUAAAAAGAAAUAAAUUUAUACGCUAUAAAAAAUAUUAGACACAAAUGUCUGGUUAUACUGGACAAGAAAAUUAUUGGGGACAAUCUCCUCAAAGCCAUUAUAACUUUGAUUCCUCUGGCUUUGAUCAACCUAACCAACAAUUCGAAUUUCAAACAUAUAAUGAUCAACAAGCUGGUGAUUAUUCAUACGCGCAAAAAGGUUAUCCUGUUCUCGAUCCUGUUCAAAGUACAUUUACUAGUGGAUCAGCUGGAUUUGUAGACGAAGAAGAAGAACCACCUCUGUUAGAAGAAUUGGGCAUCGAUCCUGAUAGAAUAUUACAAAAAACAUUAGCUGUGUUAAAUCCAUUUCAUAGAAAAGCACAAAUAGACGAUGCGAAUUAUUUACUUCAGGAUUCAGAUUUAGCUGGGCCAGUAGCAUUUUGUUUAAUGCUCGCCGCGUUUCUCUUAUUAGCUGGUUCAAAAGCACAUUUCGGUUAUGUUUAUGGUUUAGCUGUAACAUCGUGUAUUUUGAUGUAUAUCCUGCAAUCAUUAAUGAGCAAUUCUAGUAAUAUUACAUUAUCUUCUGUGGCAUCUGUGUUAGGUUAUUGCUUAUUACCUGUAGUAGUCCUUGCUGGUUUAGGUGUUUUUACAACUUUGAGAGGCCCGAUCGGUUUAUUUCUUGCCACGUUUACAGUUUCUUGGUCAACUUUAUCCGCAUCUAGGCUUCUUACAACUAUGUCAGGAGAAGAAAAUCAACGGCUUCUUAUUGCAUAUCCUUGUGCUCUCCUUUAUGGUGUUUUUACAUUGAUGAUAAUAUUUUAGCAAAAUUUGUAUUCUUUUGCUACCUUCUUAUAUAAAGCUACUCAUUAUGAUUAAAUAUUUAAUGCAAUAUAUAACAUAAUGAUAUAUUUGUGUGCUGAAUCACAUAAAUAUACAAUCACAUUUAUACAAUAUUAUCAAUUACAAAUAAAGAUCAAUACAUUGCAGAAUAUGUAUUGUUACUUAAAGCAUCUGAUGUUGAAAAUGUAUCAAUGUGACAUUUUAUAUAUUGUAAUAAUGUAAUUUACAUAUAUGUACAAUACAUUUUCUAAAUAUAUUACCAUAAGUUUUAUUUGAUUA